AUGAAGUGUUAUGCCGAUUCAUGCCAGCCUUGGAUGGCCUCCGUCACACGUGGUAAUUACUUCUUCCCCAUUGAAGACACAUUUCCCUAUUCCGUCCAGGUAUCGAGACUGGAGCUUGAAAAGGACUUAUUGGAGAACGGACUCGCCAACUGCGUAACCUAUUUACAGGCGCUACGGAAGAAGCAAAGUCGGAAUGAACGCCGGCUUGCUGCCGACUCGUCCUUGCCUGUUAGGAAAAAGAAGAAGAUCCGACAAAGUAUGCGCCACCUGGAGAAAGAAAUUCAAAAUCGAGAGCGUGAUGAACAAGCUUUCCUCAACAAUCUCCAAGCCUGCAAAGCAAAUAUCUAUCUUGCCGAGACAGUUUCGUCGCCAUCUACAACAGUCUCGUCAACGAUACCAGACCUUGCCUCGGUCUCUACCCUAUGUUCAUACCCGGAAGAACCAGAAGCCAGAGAUGGGCAGUGGAACGGUUGGGUGGACAAGAUGGCAUCAUCUUUGUUUCAAAAGGAUUGUAGCAACUCUACCUCUAUUGACGACAUCGCACCAGAUGACCAUUUAGGUGCUGAUGGGUCCGAUUUAGCGAUCAUCAAAAGCACAGUAUGUGCACAGUAUGUGGCACAGACAGGCGCUACGUGGCUUUUGCCCAUGACCUGCACAUCAAAGCAGUUUGUGUUCAGCCCUGAGGCUGCUCUUUUUGAACCCCAAAACACCUACAAGGAUCAGGAUAUGCAGUUAGACCAACAGUUCGCUGAACUACGUCUUGCCUCAUCAAUAGCAGCGACAACGUUGGACGGCGGGGGAUUGGGUGGUAGCAUGGAUACAUGUCGCCUCACCAAAUUUGUCACUGCACAACCAAAUCCGAAAAAACUUGUUUGA
Molecule: messenger RNA, 876 nt
Organism: Bipolaris oryzae ATCC 44560
Lineage: Eukaryota; Fungi; Ascomycota; Dothideomycetes; Pleosporales; Pleosporaceae
Exons: 1
Coding region: 1-876 (291 amino acids)
Source: RefSeq, a predicted model, not a curated record